Prunus avium (sweet cherry) is the source of this 4615-nucleotide messenger RNA. NCBI's taxonomy places the organism in Eukaryota, Viridiplantae, Streptophyta, Magnoliopsida, Rosales, Rosaceae. The record is from RefSeq and is a predicted model, not a curated record.
UAUUAUUACUACGUUUACUUUUGAUUAAACUGUCCCUCGGGUCUAGAGAGACCCCCAGAGGUAGGAGCUCUUGGGGCCCAGAAAGACCAAGAUUUUUCACUCACAUGAUUCUUCUCCCCACUGACAUUGCCAACCAGAAACUCUUGGACAAUAAAUCACUUUGAUUUCCAACCCUUUCAGCCUGUGAAAUUUUCAACAAUAUGGAUCUAGAUACCACUCGAUUAUUAGGAGCUCCUUCCCCUUCUUCUUCUUCUUCUUCUUCUUUCACCAAUUCAUGGACACACGAUGUGUUUCUCAGCUUUAGAGGUGAGGACACACGCUACAAUUUCACAGACCAUCUGCACAAAAAUUUGGUCCAGACGGGCAUCAGAACCUUCAUAGAUGAUGAGCUCCCAAGAGGAGAAGAAAUAUCACAAGCACUUCUUGAUGCAAUUGAAGGAUCAAGGUGUUCCAUCGUCGUAUUCUCUGAAAACUAUGCAUCCUCGAAGUGGUGCUUAGAUGAACUUGUUCAUAUCAUUCAGUGUAGAAAAUCAAAGCAACAGAUGGUUUGGCCAGUUUUCUACAAAGUGGAUCCCUCAGAUGUAAGGAACCAAAGAGGUAGUUAUGGUGAGGCACUUAAUAACCAUGAACGCAAAUUCAAAGAAGAGAAACUUACUAACCAUGAUGAAAGUAAAUUCGAGGACAAUAUGAAGAAGGUGCUGAGAUGGAAGGAAACCCUUACAGAAGCUGCAAAUUUGUCUGGGUCCCAUUACUUGGAGGGCCGUGAAACUGAAUUUAUUCAAAACAUUGUCAACGAGAUUUCCUUACAAGUAUUAAAUGAUACCCAUAUCAAUGUGGCAAAAUACCAAGUCGGAAUAGGGGCUCGUGUACGAGAUCUUCAUAAAGUUUUAGAUGUUGACGGAAAUGAUGUUCGCAUGGUAGGAAUAUGGGGGAAUGGUGGAAUAGGAAAGACAACUGUUGCUAAAGCUGUUUAUAACUCACUGGCCCAUGUGUUUGAAGGAAGUUGUUUCCUGGAAAAUGUAAGAGAAAGAUCAAUACCAUAUGGAGGCCUAGUCGACCUACAAAAUCUUCUUCUUUAUGAGAUUCUAAGGGGAAAGGAAAUAAAGGUUACCAGUGCCGAUAAAGGAAUCAAUGUGAUAAAGGAAAGGUUGAGUCGUAAAAAGGUCCUUGUAAUUGUAGAUGAUGUGGAUCAUUUGGACCAGUUAAACAACUUAGUUGGUGGUUGUGAUUGGUUUGGUUUGGGCAGUAGAAUUAUCAUAACGACAAGAGAUAAGCAUUUGCUAACUUCUCAUCAAGUUAGUAUAAUAUACAAGGCCAAGAAAUUAAACUUUGGUGAAUCUCUUGAUCUCUUCAUUAGUUGGAAUGGUGGGAGAAAUAAAAAUUUGGAUGAUGAUUAUGUGAAAGCUGCAGAAACUGUGGUGAAGCAUGCUCAAGGUCUUCCUUUAGCUCUCAAGGUUUUAGGUUCUCAUCUAUGUGGUAGAAGUAUAGAUGAGUGGAAUGAUGCAUUGGAUGGGAAUCUGCACUCGGACAUUAAAAAAACUCUCAAAAUAAGCUAUGAUGCAUUGGAAUAUUCGGUUCAAGAAGUUUUCCUUGACAUAGCAUGUUUCUUUAAAGGUAGAAAGGUGUACGAUGUGAUAACGAUCCUGGAAGGUUGCGACCUCAAGCCUAAGUAUGCUAUUGAAGUACUCGUAGACAAGGCCCUCAUAGAUAUUGAACAAGGCACAAUUGGGAUGCAUGACUUGCUUGAAGAAUUGGGUAGAGGAAUAGUUUAUCAAGAGUCGCCAAAUGAGCCUGGUGAACGUAGCAGAUUGUGGUUUCACGAGGAUGUUUAUCGUGUUCUAAUAGAAGGAACAGGAACAAACAAUAUUAAAGGCAUCAUAGCAAAGUUUCCGACACCAGAUGACAUAUGCUUGAGUGAUGACAGCUUCUCAAAGAUGAAAAACCUUCGACUUUUCAUCAAUGUGAAUGCACGAUUUUAUGGCGAUCACGUGGAUUAUCUAUCUAAUGAGUUGAGGUUUCUUCAUUGGCCUGGUUGUCCUUUACAAACUUUACCAUCUACUUUCAAUCCAAGGAAACUUGUUGAACUUUAUAUGCCUUGUAGCCGCUUGUCACAACUUGGGGAGGGAUUCAAGCGUUUGCAAAAUUUGACGUCCAUGAAUUUUAAGAGCUGUGAAUUCCUAACAAAAACCCCAAAUAUCUCUGGAAUUCCAAACUUACAGUCCUUGAAUCUAGACGACUGCACAAGUUUAGUUGAGGUUCAUCCUUCUGUUGGAUUUCAUGAUAAGCUUGUGGACUUGAGGCUUGAGAGUUGCCAUAACCUCACACUAUUUCCAAUAAUCAAGUCAAAAUCUCUAGAAGUUCUCAAUCUUGAAGAUUGCAGAAGACUGGAGACUUUCCCUGAAAUUGGGGGAAAGAUGGAUUCCUUACGUCGCGUGUUUCUACGUGGUAGUGGCAUCAAAGAAUUGCCUGCGUCAAUUGCAUAUCUCAUCAGUCUUGAAUUUUUAGACCUAAGCAGUUGUGAAAAUCUUACGAAUCUGCCACCCAGCAUUUAUAAGUUGGAACAUCUAAACCAAAUUUGUCUCCAAGGAAGUCGAAAGCUUGUUACAUUUCCAAAUAAAAUGAAGUCCGAAGUUUUGGGGAGUGCAGUAUCACAUCCUUUAGCGCUUCCCAGUCUUGAGGAAUUCAUUUUGGAAGGAAGCAAUUUAUCAGAAUUUAAUUUCCUCUGGACUCUUGAUUGUGUGUCUACAUUGAGCAUGCUUGAUCUAACACGAUGUGAUUUCCUUGUAAGUAUUCCCGUAUGCAUUACGAAAUUUGUCAAUUUGCAGGAGCUUUACUUGCAUGGCUGCAAGAGGCUUCAAGAUAUUCCUGAACUUCCACCAAAAAUAGUAAAGUUAGAGGCGAGUGAUUGCGUAUCAUUGGAAUGGUUUUCAUCAUUGUCCAACAUUCUGAAAGGUAAAAAAGACUCACAAAUGAUUGAGUUGGUGGACUUGUGUAAUUGCCACAGACUGUGCGGCAAUCUGGCUCGUGACCUCACAAAGAAGCAAAACAUUUUAGCAAAGGAGCAGAUCACUCUCUUCUUUGAUCACCUUCUAUCUUCACAGAAACAUGGAUUUCAGGUUGUAUUUCCAGCAAGUUUUGAAGCUCUCUCGACGUUGUUCAGCUGUCAUAAGGAUGUGAAGGAGCAUGAUGAAGCAUGUGAACUUUUGAUUGAAAUCCCUCCAAACUUCAAAUGCCAGAACCAAGGAUUGGUUCUAUAUGCUGCUGUUGAAAACCCGCAAAAUAAAAGACGACGUUACCAUGGUUUUCUAACAAAAAUUUCCGUCAAUCAACCAGGAGUGGUACCUCAUUUUAUUCAGUUCGAUUACCAUUUCAGAAAGAUAGGGUCAGGUCAUGUGUGGCUGUGCUAUAUUCGAUUCAGAGAAAUGUUUUACCGGGAUGAUCAGAUUACCUGGCCGCAGUCGCCUUUUGUGUGUCGAGUUAAUUUUCAGAAUUUGACACAAGAUUCGCUGCAUUUUAAAAGCGUCGGGGUCCACCUGGUAAUGACACAGGAUGAUGAAGACCUGUCUAUAUUUACGGAAGAUGGUGAGUCUGAAUCCGAUGACUUGGAAGAUGCUAAUGAGAGGUUUGAUGGAGAUAAUUGUGUUGAUCUAUGUGAAGAUGAGCAAGACUCCGAACAUGACUACUUCAGCUGUGAAGAUAAUGAAGAUGGCUACUUUUACUGAAGAUGAUGAUGAAGAGGUGAAUAGGUAUUUCGGAGAAAGAGAUUUGCAAUGUUGGAAUAAGACAAAAGAAAAACUAGGAUGCAAUGGAAUACUAUUGAUGAAUAGUGAUAUGCCAACUUCUAGUCGCCCACAAUCUAGAGAAGAGAGUUCCGUGCGCCCACCCACGGGGAAGCUUUUCAUUCACCCAACAAAACUCAUACCCCACUUUCUAGUCUCUCUCUUCCCAACGAAUAUUCCUAAAACUAACGGCUGUCUGUCUGUGUGCGAGCCUAUAACCAACGGCUGUCUGUAACACACUGAUUUUUCAUCCAAUCCAAACCACAUGAAGGGCGAGGCCCUCUUUCUCUUUCUCCCUCUUCUAUAUAUAACUCAAGCAUAUUAGCCAGCUCUCCUCAUCAUCCUUGAUCAAACUCAAGAGUCAAGACCAAGCCAGAAUUUCAAGUUUUCAAGUAUGUCUGCAUUGGUGGAUGUUUGGAUGAGCGAGUUGGCAAAGCUAAAAGACAAGGUAGGGGCUAAGAGGCGACUGGUGUUUUCAUCAAAGGGAAAACAAGGAGAAGGUGAUGAUGAGGUUGAAGAACAACAGCAAGUGUUGAAAGAAGCAAGAAAAGAGAGCAGCAGAAUGGCUCAGAUUCAGAGGGACUUGGAUUCCUCUACGCUUUCAGAGGCCAGAAUUCGUUUGCUUAUGGACCGUUUUGUGCCUUGGUGACACCUUGUAAACAUGUUUAACUUGUUGAAGGACCUUUGCUCGCUUCUCUGGCCAUGAAAAAUGAGUCAUCAUUUUUUUCAGUAAUUAUAUAGAACUAGAUUGUUUUGAUUCAAAAAUCAUUAGUGAUCCAUUAGAUUGCCUCCAUGUAAUUAAGUUUUAGUAGAUACAUAAACUUAUUACUAGUGUA